AUGACUUUUCGUGUACCACCAGUUCAACCAAAGCCAUCACCACACAGACGGCGUCUUUUACAGCUGUCAAAGUCACUGGAACAGCAAGACAUCAACGAGCUGCUCUAUCUCUCCGAAGACUUUAUUCCCCAGAUGGAAGCAAUGGGCAUAAAGUGUGGAGUUGACCUCAUGAGAAGCCUUGAGAAGCACGGUCGGUUGGGCCCUGGACAAUACGAAUACUUGGUCAGUUGCCUCAUUGAAAUCGGGAGGAUUGACUUGGCCCAGAAACUCGAACCAGCAACUUCUAGUUUUGGCAUGGAAGGCCAGCUACAUCUGCCCCCAGCCAUCCACUGGAAGCACAAGUCCAUCCAGGACAAGAAGAUGCAGUUCCUGAAGGGGAAGGGAGAGCUGCAUCAGCUGUUGCGGAACCCGACGUUCUUGGAAGCGUGGGUGAACGACACUCUCAGGCAGCUCUCAACCCAGCUCGAGUACACGGAUACUGAAUGGCAGCAGUCCACCCCCAGGGCCCACAACACAAACCAGACCCUCAAAGCUGCCGGGAAACUGAUCUUCGGCACAUUACAACAGUCCGGGUUCUUCAUUGCUGAACUGGAGCAACACCACGAAGGAUUGCCCCUAUCGGCCAACAUGCAGCUUCUUGAAAGACUAGAGGAGGAUCUUUCAACGGCACUCGGCAUAUCGCCACUGCGCUGUGCAGCACCGUCAACCCAAAUCGAGUCUAUACAGCGAUUUAAGGACAAGCACCCUUUGUCCGUGGUGGCAACAAAGCUUUUCGCCUCGCUGUCGGACCUACUCAAGGAGCUGUACGGGGAAACAGAGGCAAAGAAGCAACUCAAAGACUUGGAGGAGUCCGUAGGGGCAUUCAAGUCCCUUCUCCACACAAACGCACAUCUCUGCUUUGGCUUUCUGUCACUUGUACACCUAACUGACACUGUGGCUUCAUCCGGUGCCAAGGUGCUGGAUCAAGAAGCUAAGGAGAUCAUCGCAUCCCUCGUCCAAGGCUUUCCGACUGGAGCCAUUUUAACAGUUAGUAAACUCACUCUAGCUGCGCUCGAGGGUACCAGUGUUCUCAAAGCACUACGAGAGGACAAGGAAAUGGAGGUACUGUUUAGUGCAGACCCGCCAACCAUACCCUGCCCAUGCAAGGCAAACAAGUCACUUCGAUUCGGUCUGCUCACAGUCCUACUCACACUGUACAAGUCAGCGAACCUCACGCGGUGUGAAUGGAAGUCGAUCCAGUCACAGAUCAUGCAACAGUUUCGGAUGAACCUCUCAGAACCCACUUAUAACCCCUUUCUAGAGAUCGAUACCAUCGUAAUGAACUCGCUCGAUCGCCUCUUUAAACACUUUUCCUCGUCGACUCUCCCCACACUCAGUGAUAUGUCAGACCAACUCAAGCAUUUCAGUUUUUCGUUACCAUGA
Messenger RNA from Geodia barretti, 1422 nucleotides. Lineage: Eukaryota; Metazoa; Porifera; Demospongiae; Tetractinellida; Geodiidae. The record is from the annotation of a GenBank genome assembly.